Messenger RNA from Parathielavia appendiculata, 1892 nucleotides. RefSeq names its product nucleoside hydrolase. Lineage: Eukaryota; Fungi; Ascomycota; Sordariomycetes; Sordariales; Chaetomiaceae. Gene Ontology annotation, biological process: purine nucleoside catabolic process. The record is from RefSeq and is a predicted model, not a curated record. The coding region runs from base 246 to 1493 and encodes 415 amino acids. Gene Ontology annotation, cellular component: cytosol. The transcript is spliced from 4 exons. Gene Ontology annotation, molecular function: purine nucleosidase activity.
CCAUCAGUGGAUCCGCUGCGGACUGAAACACUGCCCCGGACUACGGCCACCACGCCUCUAUUGUCGAAAAGACAAGUCGAUCUCAUCUUGAAUAUCUCAUCCCUCAUUUCUCACUCCCGUUUGCUAACCGACUCUUUCAUUCGUAACUUCUCACCGAUCUCUGUCUCAUUGUCAGUUGUCGCCAGUCGCCGCUAACCAGUAACCCGUCAACGACGAGACCUCAUUCAUCGCCUCAACUUAUCAACAUGGAAGACAACCGGAUCCCAAUAUGGCUGGACUGUGACCCGGGCCACGAUGACACCUUCGCCAUCUUAUUAGCAGCCUACCAUCCAGCAAUCCGGAUCCUAGGCGUCUCAACCGUGUUCGGCAAUGCCUCUCUCGAGAAAACAACCCGCAACGCCUGCUCCAUCCUCACUGCCAUAGGCAAAGCCUCAGCCAUCCCCGUCUACGUCGGCGCCUCGCGCGCCCUCUACCGCCCGGCCAUGCACGCCCCGACCGACAUCCACGGCGAGUCGGGCCUCGACGGCACCGACCUCCUCCCUCCCCCCACCGUCCCGCCCAUCACCUCGGUCCCGGCCAUUGACGCCGCCUACGCCGCCCUGAAAGCCUGCGGUCCGGGAACGGCCUGGGUCGUCGCCACGGGCGCCUUCACCAACGCCGCCGCGCUGUUCCUCAAGUACCCGGAUCUGGUCGCCCACGUCAAGGGGCUGAGCCUGAUGGGCGGGGCGCUGGGGGGCGGCUUCACGGGCGCCGUGCUGGGCGAGGUGGACGGGGUGCCGCGCGUGGGUAACUGGACCCAGUUUGCCGAGUUCAACGUCAUUGCCGACCCGGAGGCGGCCGCGGCCAUCUUUCAUGAUGGGAGGGGCGGGAUCCCGGGGUUGGCGGCCAAGACGACGCUGAUUCCGCUUGAUGUGAGCCACUUGGUGUUGACGACGGCGGAUGUGAGGGAUUUAGUGCUGUACGGGCGGGAGGAGGUGGGAAAGGGGGUUGUUGUGAAUGGGAAUGAGGAAGGGGCGGGGAUGAGGGAGGGGAAGACCAGGUUGAGGGUGAUGUUGGUGGAGUUGUUGAUGUUCUUCGCAAAGACUUAUAGUGAUGUCUUUGGUAUCACCGAGGGCCCGCCGCUGCAUGACCCGCUCGCGGUUGCUGCGGUCCUGGCUGGCGUGGGCGACCAGCACGAGAUCCCCUUCUGUGACUGCGACCCGGCAGGAGAGCCCGGCCUGGCGCAGAGGGAGCGGUACGAGGUGACGGUUGUCACUGAGGGCACCUAUGAAGACGCCCGCGCCGGAGCCCGGACCGGUCAAAUCACUGCGCGCCUGCUCCCUCCCGGCGAGGACGGCGUCAGAAUACCGCGCAGCUUGGAUAUCUCACUGUUCUGGAAGGUCCUUGAGGAGUGCAUCUCGAGGGCCGACGCUGCCAUCGCUGCUGCCUCCGCUGCCUCCGCUGCCGCUGCCGAUGCUGCCGCUGCCGAUGCUGUCGAGACCGUGGCCAACUGACUGUGUGCAAACACGGGUGGGAGAAUUGGCAGGUGGCAACUGGUGACUAUGCGCGGUUAGAUUUAGCGCUCUUCUUGCCUUGAGUGGGCGUCCUAGACUUAGACAUGGUUUACCUGGAUGUUUAGAAUGGCAACACGGGCGCCGGACUUCACGUACACUGCAAUGCAUCAGCUCUGGUCAUCAGAACACGUGGAAAAGAGGAGACAGAAAGCAAGGCAAUAGAAUGGUCUUCGGGUCGUGAAUAGAAAGAUUCUCGAGUGUUGGAUGAUCCCACAAGGAUCAAAGAUAUUUGAGGCUCCCAGCCACAUAUUCAAGAGGUAUUCAUAAUACACGGAAGGAAGUCCACCAACCCAAAGGUCUCGCUCCUGUUCCCGGCGCCUAACGCCAUCAUAGAUCACA